Molecule: messenger RNA, 7177 nt
Organism: Diospyros lotus (date-plum)
Lineage: Eukaryota; Viridiplantae; Streptophyta; Magnoliopsida; Ericales; Ebenaceae
Product: phosphatidylinositol 4-kinase alpha 1
Exons: 26
Coding region: 444-6551 (2035 amino acids)
Biological process (GO): phosphatidylinositol phosphate biosynthetic process; phosphatidylinositol-mediated signaling
Cellular component (GO): plasma membrane; cytoplasm
Molecular function (GO): 1-phosphatidylinositol 4-kinase activity
Source: RefSeq, a predicted model, not a curated record
AGGCAAUGCAGACGCAGCAGAAACCAGAAAAUACUACACAUGCCACCCGUAUGCCUUCAUAAUAAGAAAGGGGAGAAGAACACGAGACAUAGAGAUAGAGAAAGAGAAACAGAAAUGGCUCUCGCCCGAAGGACCACCGCCACCUGUACAGACUCGACGAUCAUCGUCAAAUUGAAACCCUAAUCCCACCGUUGGCUGUCACCAUCUCUAAUUUUUAUGUGCAGCAUCAGUCUCUCUCUCUCUCUCUCUCUCUCUCUCUUUGGAUUUCGCAUUUGGGGAACGUAGCUGGUGUUGAGCUGCGAUUUUGAUUCUAGAUUUGUCUGCAUUGUUUGUCUUAGUAUGGCGGAGGAAGUGUGGUUGAUCGGCCUUUGACCUACUGGUCGUUAAGGAAAGGUUUUUGUCCUCUCUUUCUUGCCGAUCCUCUGUAGAUUUGGGGAUUGGGGAUGGGGUUGGGGACGGGGAUGGAGCCUCUGAUGGAGCUCUGCGACUUGAUCGCGCAGAAUCCCGACCAAUGCGCCGAUAAGCUCUCAUGGAUGUGCGGCAGAUGCCCGCCCCCGGAGGCUCUGCUCGUCGAAUCUCCUAGGGUUACCAGGACGCAGCUCCAUGCCGUGAUCGCAGUCGCCAGAUUUCUCUCCAAAUGCCCCGACCACGCCGAUCACCGCCCCCAGUCGCUGGUUCUCGCUUUUGUCCGCGCGAUUCCGGCGUCCUUCAACCCGCCCUUCUGGCCGCAAGCGUUCGGGAUCGACUCGAUUGCGUUGUUUUAUGGGGAUUUCCUGGGUUAUGUCUCCAAGGCCACGGAAUUGUCGUCCGAUUUGGCGACCGACGUUGCGGGGUUCAUGGGAGAGAUUGCGAUCUCCGCAAUUGGUAAUGUGGACGGAGAUUCGGGGAUUCUUAGGGCUUUUUUGCGGGCUCUAUCACAGAAUUUCCUACCCGUUGUUACUUCUGACGCCGACAAUUUGGUUUCGUGUCUGUUAAAUCAAUUUUUGAGUUUCGCCCCAAGUUCGCCCCGGGAACUUGUUCCGACGACCCCCGAUGCAUCUUCUUCUCGGAGUUCGCCUGCUACUGCAAAUCAUUACCAACCGAAUGAGAGUUCGAGUCCAGGAAAUGGAGUGACCAAUGCUUCGGGUUCCUCUAGCAGUUCCGCGUCAAGAGGGUCUGUGUCUGUGAUGAAUGGGGGCAGCGUUGCGUGGAAGAGCAGCGUCGACCAGUUGGUUACAGGUAUAGCAAGUGCUGGGUCGAAUGAUGCAGGAGGGAGUGCCGCGGCCCUCAAGCGGCUUGUUCUCUCCUUCGAGGAGGAACGAGUGGAGAGCCUUGAGAAACAAGAAAUUGCAUUCAAAUUGAUUACGUUCAUUUUGGAUAAAUCACACAUUGAUCCGAAGCUGUUGGAGCAGGUUAGGAUAAUAGCCAAGGAACAGCUCCAGUCCAUGUCUGCUUUUCUAAAGAUAAGGAAGCGGGACUGGACAGAACAAGGGCCGCUACUAAAAGCUAGAAUCAAUACAAAACUAUCCGUUUUCCAAGCUGCUGCUAGGUUAAAACUUAAGAGUCUUGCAUCCAUUGAUUCUGAUGGGAAGUCUUCAAAAAAGUUGUUGCUCAGUACUCUUAGCCUGUUGGUUGAUGCUGCUGAAGCAUGCUUGUUUUCGGGUUGGCGAAAAUUGAGAAUAAGUGAAGAGCUUUUCAGCUCUUUGCUUUCUGGAAUUGUCCAAAUUGCCAUCACCCGUGGAGGCCAGUUGCUGAGGGUUUUGCUCAUUCGACUUAAACCCCUUGUCCUAGCCACUUGUGCACAGGCUGACACGUGGGCCAACAGCCAGGGGGCCAUGUUUGAUAGUGUCUUGAGAGCAAGCUGUGAGAUAAUUGAAUUUGGUUGGAGCAAGGACCGGUCUCCUGUGGACACUUUUAUCAUGGGACUAGCUACAAGUGUUCGUGAAAGAAGUGAUUGUGAGGAAGAGGAUGGGAAGCAGAAGCAGCCGGUUCCUGCAAUUCAGCUUAACAUUAUACGCUUGCUAGCUGAUCUGAAUGUAACUGUUAAAAAGCCUGAAGUAGUAGACAUGAUAUUGCCACUAUUCAUUGAGAGUUUAGAAGAGGGUGAUGCUUCAACUCCUGGCUUGUUACGAUUACGACUUCUUGAUGCGGUUUCUCGCAUUGCAACUUUAGGUUUUGAGAAGUCAUACCGUGAAACUGUUGUUCUGAUGACAAGGAGCUAUUUGAACAAACUCUCAAGUGUUGGCUCAGCUGAAAGUAAAACCCAGGCACCAGAAGCCAAUACUGAACGUGUUGAGACUCUUCCUGCAGGAUUUCUUUUAAUUGCUAGUUCACUUUCCAAUGCUAAAUUGCGGGUAGACUAUCGUCAUCGUCUACUAUCUUUGUGCUCGGAUGUUGGAUUGGCUGCAGAGUCUAAAAGUGGAAGGAGUGGAGCGGAUUUUCUUGGACCUCUGCUUCCUGCUGUUGCAGAAAUAUGUUCAGAUUUUGUUCCUAGCGUAGAUGUGGAGCCUUCACUUUUAAAGUUGUUUCGCAACCUUUGGUUCUAUGUUGCUCUUUUUGGACUGGCCCCUCCCAUACAGAAAAAUCCAUCUCCAACAAAGUCUGUUUCUACUACACUGAAUAGUGUAGGGAGUAUGGGUGCAAUGGCCCUUCAAGCUGUGGGAGGACCAUACAUGUUUAAUACUCAAUGGUGUUCUGCUGUAGAGCGUAUUUCUCAAGGGACCCCACCCCUUGUUGUUAGUUCUGUGAAAUGGCUUGAAGAUGAAUUAGAACUUAAUGCUCUUCAUAAUCCUGGUAGCCGUAGAGGAAGUGGCAAUGAGAAAGCUGCUGUAACCCAAAGAACUGCUCUUUCUGCUGCUUUAGGAGGGCGAGUAGAGGUUCCUGCAAUGAGUAGCAUUUCAGGUGUGAAGGCAACUUACCUCCUUGCAGUGGCUUUUCUUGAGAUAAUUCGAUUUAGCAGCAAUGGUGGUAUUCUUAAUGGUGAUCCUAGUUUCACUGAUUCUAGAAGUGCCUUCAGCUGUGUGUUUGAGUACCUUAAAACUCCAAAUCUCAUGCCAGCUGUCUUCCAGUGCUUGACUGCAAUUGUCCACCAGGCUUUUGAAGCAGCAGUAUCGUGGCUGGAGGAUCGAACAACUGGGACUGGCAAUGAAGCUGAGGUUAGAGAGUUCACUCUAUCUGCACAUGCUUGUUUUCUCAUAAAAAGUAUGUCUCAGAGGGAGGAUCAUAUUCGUGAUAUAUCUGUUAACUUGUUGAAUCGGCUUAGAGAUAGGUUUCCACAGAUCCUUUGGAACUCUUCCUGUGUGGAUUCCCUGCUAUUUUCAGUGCAUAAUGACCCACCUUCAAGUGUGGUUCAUGAUCCUGCAUGGAUAGCAAAUGUUCGCUCUUUGUACCAAAGAAUUGUUCGAGAAUGGAUCAUUAUUUCACUUUCAUAUGCUCCAUGCACUAGCCAGGGUCUUCUUCAGGAAAAGCUUUGUAAAGCAAACACAUGGCAAAAGGCGCAACCUGCCAGUGAUAUUGUUUCUCUCUUGUCUGAGAUACGGAUUGGUACUGGUAAAAAUGAUUGUUGGACUGGAACAAAAACUGCAAAUGUUCCUGCAGUCAUGGCAGCUGCUGCUGCUGCAUCUGGAGCUAACUUUAAAUUGAUGGAGGCUUUUAACUUGGAGGUGCUUAGUACUGGCGUAGUUAGUGCAACGGUCAAGAGUAACCACGCUGGAGAAAUUGCAGGCAUGAGAAGGUUAUAUGAAAGCAUUGGUGGAAUUCAGCCUGGCACUUCACAAACUGGCCAAGGGCUUGGUAUUAGCCUUCAAAAAUUGAAAUCUGGAGUGUUUUCUCAGCAACCAUCUCCGCAACAUGAUCCUUUUAAUGAGAUUAUGCUGACCAAGUUUGUGCGCCUACUUCAGCAGUUUGUUAAUGUUGCAGAGAAAGAUGGGGAAGUGGAUAAAUCAUCAUUUCGUGAAACUUGUGCCCAGGCUACUGCGCUACUGCUUUCAAAUCUUGGUUCUGAUUCAAGGUCUAACAUAGAGAGCUUCUCACAACUUUUACGUCUUCUUUGCUGGUGCCCGGCUUACAUUUCCACACUCGACGCAAUGGAGACUGGUGUAUUUGUUUGGACAUGGUUAGUUUCUGCUGCUCCUCAAUUGGGAUCUCUUGUUCUUGCCGAGCUUGUUGAUGCAUGGUUGUGGACAAUUGAUACCAAAAGGGGACUUUUUGCAUCAGAAGUGAGAUAUUCUGGUCCUGCUGCAAAACUAAGGCCUCACCUUGCCCCUGGAGAGCCAGAGAUGCUUCCAGAGAAGGACCCUGUUGAGCAAAUAAUAGCUCAUAGACUUUGGCUUGGAUUUUUUAUAGAUCGUUUUGAGGUAGUCCGGCAUGAUAGUGUUGAGCAACUCUUACUUCUUGGUCGGAUGUUGCAAGGGACCACUAAGUUUCCCUGGAACUUUUCACAACAUCCAGCUGCUACUGGAACUUUUUUCACCUUGAUGCUGCUUGGGCUCAAGUUUUGCUCCUGCCAGUCCCAGGGCAAUCUCCAAAGUUUCAGAACAGGGCUUCAGCUGCUGGAAGACCGUAUAUAUCGGGCCUCUUUAGGGUGGUUUGCUCAUGAGCCUGAGUGGUAUGAUCUAAACAACGGAAAUUUUGCCCAGAGCGAGGCUCAGUCUGUUUCUAUAUUUGUUCACCAUCUUUCAAAUGACCAUAUGGAGGCUUCUCAACUUGAUCCAAAGGGCCGGGGACGUGAAAAUGGGAGUUCUUUGAUUGAUUUGAAGGACCAAUAUCACCCUGUUUGGGGUCACAUGGACAACUAUGCCAUGGGGAGAGAAAAACGGAAACAAUUACUUUUGAUGCUAUGCCAGCACGAGGCUGAUAGACUUGAAGUUUGGUCACAACCUGCGAACUCCAAGGAAAGUGCAUCUUCUCGCCCUAAAAUUACCUCAGAAAAAUGGAUUGAAUAUGCCCAAACAGCAUUUUCUGUUGACCCUCGAAUAGCUUUAUGCUUGGCCUCAAGGUUCCCUACAAAUACUUUCUUAAAGGCUGAAAUUACUCAGCUGGUUCAGUCACAUAUAUUGGAGCUCCGUUGCAUACCUGAGGCAUUACCAUAUUUUGUUAACCCAAAAGCUGUUGAUGAAAAUUCACCUCUCUUGCAACAACUGCCGCACUGGGCUCCUUGUUCAAUCACACAGGCCCUUGAGUUUCUUACUCCAGCAUAUAAAGGUCAUCCACGUGUGAUGGCUUAUGUUCUCAGAGUUUUAGAGUCUUAUCCUCCUGAGCGAGUAACCUUUUUCAUGCCACAGCUAGUACAGGCUCUACGGUAUGAUGAAGAGAUGUUGGUAAGAGGUUACUUGCUUAGAGCUGCUCAACGAAGUGAUAUAUUCUCUCAUAUUCUGAUAUGGCAUUUACAGGGUGAGCAAGUAGAACCAGGAAAAGAUGCAACUGCAGGGAAGAAUAGUUCAUUUCAAGCGCUAUUGCCUGAUGUUAGGAAACAAAUAGUUGACGGGUUCACUCCCAAGGCUCUUGACGUGUUUAAAAGAGAAUUUGAUUUCUUUGACAAAGUGACUUCUAUAUCCGGUGUGUUAUAUCCACUGCCAAAGGAGGAACGACGUGCUGGCAUCCGGAGGGAGUUAGAGAAAAUUGAAAUGGACGGAGAAGACCUUUACCUGCCUACUGCUCCAAGUAAAUUUGUCAGAGGUAUUCAGGUUGACAGUGGAAUACCCCUACAAUCAGCAGCAAAAGUUCCUAUCAUGAUUACUUUUAAUGUGGUAGAUCGGUAUGGGGACUUAAAUGAUAUAAAGCCCCAAGCUUGCAUUUUCAAGGUUGGAGAUGAUUGCCGACAAGAUGUUCUUGCUUUGCAAGUAAUAUCACUCCUCAAAGACAUAUUUCAAGCAGUUGGACUUAACCUCUAUUUGUUUCCUUACGGAGUUCUUCCUACUGGCCCUGAGCGAGGAAUAAUUGAGGUUGUGCCAAAUGCUAGGAGCAGAAGUCAGAUGGGUGAAACCACUGAUGGUGGCUUAUAUGAGAUUUUUCAGCAGGAUUAUGGACCUGUUGGCUCUCCUAACUUUGAAGCUGCUCGUGAAAACUUCAUCAUUAGCAGCGCUGGUUAUGCAGUCGCUAGCCUCCUGCUUCAACCAAAGGAUAGACACAAUGGAAAUCUUCUGUUUGACAAUAUGGGCAGGCUUGUUCACAUUGAUUUUGGUUUUAUCCUGGAAACUUCACCGGGUGGCAAUAUGCGAUUUGAAAGUGCCCAUUUUAAGUUGAGUCAUGAGAUGACUCAAUUGCUUGACCCAUCUGGGGUGAUGAAAAGCGACACUUGGUACCUGUUUGUGAGCUUAUGUGUGAAGGGUUACCUUGCCGCACGUCGCUAUAUGGAUGGCAUUAUCAACACGGUGUUGAUGAUGAUGGACAGUGGAUUGCCUUGCUUUAGCAGGGGGGACCCCAUUGGAAAUCUUCGCAAGAGAUUUCAUCCUGAAAUGAGCGAGCGUGAGGCAGCCAACUUCAUGAUCCGCACCUGCACUGAUGCCUACAACAAGUGGACAACCGCUGGAUAUGAUUUGAUACAGUAUUUACAGCAGGGGAUUGAGAAGUGAAGGGAGUUCCAGUGUCUCUUCACAUGCUAUGUUGAUUUAUUGUUCAUAUGCCAUAGCUGCAAUUUUUCCCGAGGGAUUACCACCACAAAAGCAUGGAGAGAGUGGUAUAGUCGGCGAACAUGGAAAUCGGUUGUUUGUAGCGGUGCUGUGGGAUUCCUUGUGAGGCUUUGUAAAAAAAAAGAAAAGAAAAGAAAAAUUAGUCUGUCUGUAGAUCCCUACUUAGCAAUGAAAUUUAUGUUGAGUUGCAGCCAGUAAAUUUGUUAUUUUCGGGUUGUUAAUAUUCAAUGGUUUUAGGAGCAAAUAGGUGCUAAAACUUUGAAGUGGAGAUUUAGGUUUGCCAAUAUUGGAGACGGCAGGCUUCGUAUCGUUUUAUGGGCGCAUGGUUUGCAUCAUAUGGUAUCAGUGUUCAUUGCAUUUGAUUUUGGGGAGUUUGGUUAGAAAAUUCUUUGUUGACUGAAUAUAUAGCCCAUACGGCAAGAUUUGCAUCACGAUUUGGGUAUGAUCCACAAAUAUAUCCGUCAUAUAUGAUACCAUGUAUUAACUUUGACAUAACAGCGUGAGACCUAACUAGUUACAAUGUACCCAUUGAAUAAUGCAGUUUGGUAUGGUACUUUAAUAUCGAGAAA